Molecule: messenger RNA, 1011 nt
Organism: Capronia coronata CBS 617.96
Lineage: Eukaryota; Fungi; Ascomycota; Eurotiomycetes; Chaetothyriales; Herpotrichiellaceae
Product: ribosomal RNA assembly protein KRR1
Exons: 3
Coding region: 1-1011 (336 amino acids)
Cellular component (GO): small-subunit processome; nucleolus
Molecular function (GO): RNA binding
Source: RefSeq, a predicted model, not a curated record
AUGCCAUCGACCCACAAAAGAGAAAAGCCCUGGGAUACUGACGAUAUCGACAAGUGGAAGAUUGAAGAAUUCAAACCAGAGCACAAUGUCGGCGGAACUUUUGCAGAGGAAUCCUCCUUCGCCUGCCUGUUUCCCAAAUACCGGGAACUCUACCUGAAGCAGGCUUGGCCCCUGGUCACCAAAGCGUUGGAAAAGAGAGGCAUUGCCUGUACACUGGACUUGGUUGAAGGCCGCAUGGAAGUCCGCACCACCCGCAAAACCUUCGAUCCAGCCGCCAUUUUGGAUGCCCGCGACCUCAUCAAAUUGCUCGCUCGAAGCGUCCCCGCACCACAAGCCAUCAAAAUCCUCCAGGAUGACGUUGCGUGCGAUGUCAUCAAGAUACGAAAUUUAGUGCGGAAUAAAGAACGUUUUGUCAAACGUCGUCAACGAUUGCUCGGCCCUAACGGUUCGACCUUGAAGGCCCUCGAGUUGCUCACGAACACCUACAUCCUCGUUCAAGGCAACACGGUCAGCGCCAUGGGUGGCUACAAGGGCCUGAAGGAAGUAAGAAGAGUGGUCGAAGAUUGCAUGAACAAUAUCCAUCCCAUAUACCAUGUGAAAGAACUCAUGAUCAAGCGCGAACUGGCAAAGGAUCCUGCCCUGAAGGAUGAAAGUUGGGACCGUUUCCUGCCACACCUCAAGAAGAAGACGCUAAGCAGGAGGCGCACACCCUACAAGGUCACCGACAAGAGCUCGAAUCCGUAUACGCCAUUCCCGCCGCCGCGCGAAAAGAGCAAAGUUGAUCUGCAGAUCGAAAGCGGAGAAUAUUUCCUUGCCAAGCAGGCAAAAGAGAGAGUCAAGGAGCAAGAAAGACUGGAGAGACAGAAGGAGAAGAAGGAAGAAAAGGAGCGCCAGCGAGCAGAAGCUUUCGUGCCUCCCAAAGAGGAGCAAUCCCAAAAGAAGGCGAAGAGGAAGGCAUCGGCGGACGAAGACGUCCCGAAGUCCAAGAAACACAAAAAAGACAGUGAGUGA